GCUUGGUCCGGUUGCCCUCACUGUACCGCUGAGAGCGGUCAGGCCUGCUGCGGGGUCAGCAGCAGCCGGAGAAGGAGGAGGAGGGAGAGCAGUGGGAGGAGGAGGAGGAGGAGGAGAAGGAAGAAGAAACUGACACUACAUCUCCCCCAGCAGAAGGGAGCUGGAGCUGUCAGAGCAAAGAAAUAAUCUAACCUGAAUUCCUACAGACAACCAGGACUCCCAACUUGGAAAAGCUGCCACUGGGAUUUUUCUGAAGUGCUCAGUGUCAGCUAAGCCAUUCCUCUCUGCUGUGUCACCUGUGUGUGAAUCGUGCUCCUGAAAACAAAAACAGAGAGAGGGAAAAUUUCCAGAACUAAGUAGGAAGAAGGUGUGGCCUCACCUUUGGAGGAAGUGAUUAACAAGGAGUAGGGUGUGAGGUGUGCAUGGUAACAGGUGAGAUAAAACAGGUCUAUUGGAGGCUAGAAAGAAAAGGGAGGAGCUGUGUGGAUCUCUGCUGGUGUACACGAGAGUGCCACUGACCCAGGACAUCAGGAAGGGUACUUGUUGGUCUUACUGUGUUUGUUCUUGCAACUGUGUCUGCCUGAGGCACCUGAAGACUCCGCCCCCUGAACUCCCCCGUGUUCAGCCUGAGCAAGCUGGCUCUGUGCCUAAGUUAAGGGUUUUACUUCAGUGAUCCCAUGGGCCGCACUCGAGAAGCUGGCUGCGUGGCAGCCGGCAUGGUCAUUGGGGCUGGUGCUUGCUACUGUGUGUACAGGCUGACAUGGAAAAAAGAUGAGGAUGAGAAAAUCUGGGGUGAUGAUGAUGAUGAUGAUGAUGAUGAGGAGGAGGAGGAGGAGGAGGAGGAGGAGGACUACAAUGAGAAUGAUGAGUACAACGAGGACAAUGACACAUCUAGUGACACAACCAAAAUGGAGACUGAGAAGGGAGCUAAAACUAAUGUUGGGGUAGAGGGCAGAACCAAACCUCAGGAUGACUUAAAGGCCAAGGCCCAGGUGAGCUCAGGACUCAAAAGCAGUCCAAGUGUAAAGAAGGAGGCUCAUGUAGAACCUCAGUGUGGAGGUGGCCUAGAGGCUAAGGCCAAGGCCCUUUUCAACACCCUGAAGGAACAGGCAAGUGCAAAAGGAGGCAGAGGUAACAGAGCUGGUGCUAUCUCUGGGAAUAGAACCCUUGCACCAAGUUUGCCCUGCCCAGGAGGCAGGGGUGGAAGCUGCCACCCCACAAGGAAUGGAGCUAGGACUGGGAGUAGGGGACGUGGCAAACCCAAGGGAAAGAACCGAAAUAAGAGCACCAAGGCUCAAGCUACAUCAUGGCCUGUCCGUAAGGCAAAGUUUAACUUUCCCUAUAAAAUUGAUGAUAUUCUAAGUGCUCCUGACCUUCAAAAGGUCCUUAAUAUUCUGGAAAGAACAAAUGAUCCUUUUAUUCAAGAAGUAGCCUUGGUCACGCUGGGUAACAAUGCAGCAUAUUCAUUUAACCAAAAUGCCAUACGUGAAUUGGGCGGUGUCCCAAUUAUUGCUAAAUUGAUAAAAACGAAAGACCCCAUUAUUAGGGAAAAGACAUACAAUGCCCUUAAUAACUUGAGUGUGAAUGCUGAGAACCAGGGCAAGAUUAAGACGUACAUCAGUCAAGUGUGCGAUGAUACCAUGAUUUGUCGCUUGGACUCAGCUGUACAGAUGGCUGGAUUACGAUUGCUAACCAACAUGACUGUGACCAAUCAUUACCAACAUUUGCUUUCCUAUUCUUUUCCAGACUUUUUUGCUUUGUUAUUCCUGGGAAAUCACUUCACCAAGAUACAGAUUAUGAAACUAAUAAUAAAUUUCACUGAAAAUCCAGCUAUGACAAGAGAGCUAGUCAGUUGUAAAGUGCCAUCAGAAUUGAUUUCCCUCUUUAAUAGAGAAUGGGAUAGAGAGAUUCUGCUUAAUAUCCUCACCCUUUUUGAAAAUAUAAAUGACAACAUAAAAAGUGAAGGGCUUGCAUCAUCUAGGAAAGAAUUCAGCAGAAAUUCACUAUUUUUCUUAUUUAAAGAAUCUGGAGUAUGUGUUAAGAAAAUCAAAGCUUUAGCAAAUCACAGUGAUCUGGUGGUGAAAGUCAAAGUCCUGAAAGUACUAACCAAACUCUAAUUUGUGAUGUGUCCCAAAUGACAUUUAUGUGAUGUUUUUAGUUUGCACGUGGGAACAGUAUAUUUGAUAAAUUCUUUGGUUUUCAAUGCACUUAUAUGGCAAAGAGAUCCUUUAAUCUGCCACAUUGGAAAAAUGAAUUUCACAGAUGAUCAACAGUGAUUGAUCCUCCAUUGAGACUGGACCAUUUUAAGGAUGUCAAAUGAGUAUUAGAGCUUAUAGAAAGAAAACAUUGAUCAACUUCAUCUUGCUACCUAAAUUGAAGUAUUAUUAUUCAUUACUUACACUGAUGGUUUGUAAUCAGCUUUGUCUAUGUAUAACAAUAAUUAUAAUUAUAAAUAAGCUAUAGUUUUGUAUUGACUUACACCUGCUAAUCUAAGACAUGUGUUUUAUCAAUAAAGUUCUGUGUUUAAGGUAGUAUUAAAAAACACUGUCUUUGUGGGUUUAUUAUCUGAUUGGAAAGAUAAGAUGUAUGGGAACAAAAAGUAACAAUCAGAAGACUUGGGUCACGCAGGGGUAAAGCAGAUGCUUUCCAUUCAUGCUGAGAGGCAGCAGAAACAAUUGUAUACAACACUGCAUAGGGGACAUUUUACAGAGGAGGGAGCACUUGAGAAUAAUAAAUGAGCAAAAGGGCUUUCA
This is a messenger RNA of Perognathus longimembris pacificus (Pacific pocket mouse), 2753 nucleotides long. It is a transcript of the gene Armcx1, whose product is annotated as armadillo repeat containing X-linked 1. The record is from RefSeq and is a predicted model, not a curated record. Lineage: Eukaryota; Metazoa; Chordata; Mammalia; Rodentia; Heteromyidae. Gene Ontology annotation, cellular component: mitochondrion. Bases 678 to 2117 code for a protein of 479 amino acids. Gene Ontology annotation, molecular function: protein binding. The transcript has 6 exons.